Molecule: messenger RNA, 2866 nt
Organism: Penaeus monodon (black tiger shrimp)
Lineage: Eukaryota; Metazoa; Arthropoda; Malacostraca; Decapoda; Penaeidae
Exons: 3
Coding region: 1-2031 (676 amino acids)
Source: RefSeq, a predicted model, not a curated record
AUGGGGAUUGACACAACCUACCAGUACCAGACCCGUCUGGGUGCCUCGCGCGGGAAGCAAUUACCCGCCGAUCCCCGAAGGGAAGCUUCCGCCUCACAGGACUCCGGCAGGAUCUCCGUGGCUUCCCCCGUGCUUCCCCCGCUUCCGCCAGGCGUCCUCCUGGAGGCCAGAGCCAGCUCCCCCGCCAAGGCCCACAGCAGUGACGUCAGCCCUCCGGAGGAUAAGCUCAAUUUAGCUUCCAUUUGUAUCCUCUCUCUGGAUUUGACCGUCGACUGCGAGGAAUUUAGUGAUAAUGGCUUUCCACUUGUAACUGUCAGAGAGAAUGGACGCGACGACGAAAACGACGACACAGGAACAUCCACGAGCCGUUCGCCCCCAGCACGACCGGAGGACGAGGCCGAGCGCAAGGACGACGGAUCUGAUGGGACUCCCGUCGAGGCAGACACAGGCAUUGGGUCGUCGUCGAGUCACAGCAGCAGCUCGAAUUUCGACGAAAAGUAUUACGAAAACGAUGAUUACGACACGGUCGAUGACGGAGUGUGCGUCGCCGAGGAGCUGUCAGACAGGGGUAUCAUGUCAGACCACGAUGACGCACCUGACUCGAAAACCAGCCUGUCCAGCAAAAUAGACAAAUUGAUCAGCUAUGACGAUGACGAAGACGACUACAUCGAGGCAGACUGCGACGUGAAGCCCAUGGAGACGUUGAAGAGGCCCCUCGUCUACGGCUACGGCAGUGGCCCCGUCAGAAGCCUGCGCGGGUCGUCCUUCCUGGAGAAGAGGCUCUCGCAGGCCUCGAUCGUCUCCGAGCACAUGGAGAUGGACCUUGCAGAGUCCUUACUCUCGUCCGAAGUCUUGGCUCACAGCGAGAGUUGCGUGAGUCUGAAGGAGACUUACUGGGAUCAUUAUCAAGCCACGAAGGAGAGAAUUGACCGCGAAGGGCAGAACGGCAAGGGGCAGGCAAAGAACCCCAACCCUUGUCCGUCAGCGAGGUUCUGCUACGAUCCGGAAGUCCUGCUCGCACAGGUGAGGUGUCCAAAAUCCCUUGAGGACGCGACCUUCAGGCAAUACUCAGCCUUCAUGACGUCCCACAUCUAUGAUCACUUCGGAAACAUCCAUGAGAACCUCAAGGAGUACGGACUGAGCAGCCGCCGUCCGGGUUGGAUCUCCAGCCAGCCCGAGCUCCCCGACGCCCCGAGGCACGAAGCCCCUUCCGAGAUGUCGUCUCUAGACUACAACAGUGAGCCGGAACUCACUUACUGCCACGAGCCCCGUCAGCCCCCGGGACUGUCGGCACAGUGCCACCCCGCCCGCGCUCCUGCCCCACGCCCUCCCCUUCCACCUUGCAAAAGCAGAGGUCCUCCUCUAGACUCUGGCGUAUGGACGUACUUCCAUCCUUCUGAGGGGACAUCGGUGGCCUCCUCACCCGGCCAGCUUCCUGUGGCCAUGCCCCGCUCCACAUCCUCCUUGAGUCACGUAGCCCCUGGCGGGUACAAUCCUUGGUCCCAUCUCCUGCCCGACGUCACACCUCCAAGGACUCCCCGGCACAGCGUUUACCUUCAACCUGCCAUAGGAUCUGCAACCAGCUCCCCGAGCAGGUCACGACCGACGUCCCCGACCCAGUUGCGCAGUGCUGCCCCCCAUUGGACCUCAUCCGCGGAGCCUCGGCCUUCGGCGGACGAGCAGAGGACGCUCGCCGCCUCCGCUGCCAAACCCACCCCCUCUCCACGGCGGUCCUUCCUCCCUAACUUCUCGAAGGUCGUCAGGUCGCCCCUAAAGAAGGCAAGCCACGGGCUCAAGGCACAACCCGGGACGCAGAAAGAGAUGGUCCUUCCGGCCGCUGCUCCUCACAAGUCCAUCCAGAAUCGGACGUUUACAGCUACGUCAUCCAAGUCUUCCUCGUCAUCGUCUUCGUCGUCGUCCGCCUCCAGCAAGGACAGCGUCAUGACGGUCAUCCCAGCACCACGCAACAAGGGCGCCAAGUGGUUCAUGAGGCACUUUGUAGGAUCCAGGGGAAAGCUUUCGGCUGUAUAAGAUUUCUUUAGCAAGGAGUUUAAUUUUGGGAUAAAAAAAGGGGGGAGGGGGUAAAGAGUCGAGGCGAGACUUCGUAAAAGAUACCUGGUGGAAGUGAGAUCGGGAGAACCAGAAAGGAGAUGAUGAUCACGAGGAGAAUCGCCUGAAAAGAUGACGAUCUCUAAGGCGCAGGAAUAAAGCAGCAUCCAGGAAGAAAUCCAGGACGAGAGACAAAGAUCUAGUAAAAGUGAUUUUAAGAACCAUCCGGAUACUUAGGAAAAGUGAAAAAAGGGGGAAAAUGUGGAACAAAAAAUAUAUAAAGGAAAACAUGAAUAAAAGAAUUAAAACUUAUAAAGAUGAAUGUAAAAUGCUUACUGAGAUCCAAAAGACAAGAUCGAGGCUACAAGAUGAUGAUGCUGAGAAAGAUUAAAUCAUUACAGACUUGGCGAGAGUGUGAGGUCCGUUAAGACUACGUUGAAUGCAUGUUGUUAUUGCAUGUUGCAAACGAGUGAAUCGGCUUUAUUAUCAGAAUCGAAAAGGGAAAUGAAAACUUAAAAAAAAGGAAAGUUAGCGAAAAUAAGAAAUAUAUGAUUUACCUAGAGAUCGAAAAAAAAAUGUGCAUUUGCUUGAUACGAAUAUAUUUUGAGAUCGCGAAUUUAAGUUGUUGAAAGGAGUCAAGAAUGGUACGAUAAGGAAUGUAAAAAAUCAGGGAAGGUCAUGGUUUGAUGUGUAUGUCUUCAAGGAACAGAAUAUCAUUGAACUGAACGUCCUCAGAUGAGGGGGAGGUAAACAUGCACACACACACACACACACACACACACACACACACACACACACACACACACACACACACACA